Molecule: messenger RNA, 2482 nt
Organism: Myripristis murdjan (pinecone soldierfish)
Lineage: Eukaryota; Metazoa; Chordata; Actinopteri; Holocentriformes; Holocentridae
Gene: dnai1.2
Product: dynein, axonemal, intermediate chain 1, paralog 2
Exons: 20
Coding region: 195-2282 (695 amino acids)
Biological process (GO): outer dynein arm assembly; cilium movement
Cellular component (GO): outer dynein arm
Molecular function (GO): dynein light chain binding; dynein heavy chain binding
Source: RefSeq, a predicted model, not a curated record
UGGUUGUCAUGGCAACUCAUGUAGCUACACAUUUGCCGAAGCAACGGAUUUGGUGGAGACAGUCACUGAGAGCAAGUUUGGCUUUGUGCUGGACAAUUUGAAAAGCUUGUUUUUUUUUUCAGGGUUUGAGACAAGCAAACGAAAAUUCUUUAAGUCGUUAAACCGUAAUUAUAGCCAAUUCGUUUUUUUGCGCCAUGUCCGUGACUAACGUAAACAAACCAGUGAGAAAACAGGGAACAAAUCGACCUCAAGGUGCACCUGGUACAACGGCUACGAAAGCUGGAAGUAAGAAAAAGGAUAAGGAGGAUGGGAUGGAGCACGGCGAUGAAUGGGAUGAGUGGUCCCAUGGAAAAACACUUACAAAGCCUCCAGACCAACUGGAGCUCACUGAGGCGGAGCUGAAUGAGACUUUCACAAGGAUCCUGACUGCAACCAACCCACAUGCCCCCCAAAAUAUUGUCCGCUACAGUUUCAAGAAACGUUCCUACAAGCCCAUAAGUGCAGUGGAUCAGAUGGCUGUUCAUUUUGUCUUGGAGGGAAACCUCUUGUACAAAGACUCUGAUGAAGCCCGUAGACAAAUGGCCAAGCAGGGCCUGCCUGCGGAGAAAGCUGCAGUUGAUGCUGCAGCGCAACCUGAUGAGGAGAAGCCAGAGACCCCGGCAACACCUGGAGAGGAUGCAGCAGAAAUGGAAGAGGUUGAAGAAGAGGACAGGCCUGACAGUGCUGCCUCCAAGACUGGCAAGAAGGAGCAGAAACUUACUAACCAGAUCAACUUCUGCGAGAGGGCUUCUCAGACUCUCAAUAACCCACCAAGGGAGAGAAACUGCCAAACUGAACCUCCUCCUCGGUGCAACUUCUCUGCCAUUGCCAAUCAGUGGGAGAUCUAUGAUGCGUACGUGGAGGAGCUGCAGAAGCAAGAGAAGAAUAAGGAAAAGCAGAAAGCCAUACCAUCAAAGAAAGAUGAUGAAGAUGAUGACAGGGGCAAGAAGAAGAUGAUAUUGAUGGAGACUCAGACUCAGAGUGAUGACCUCUGCAAAAUGGCCAAAGCGACCAAGAUCCUUGAACGGAUGGUCAAUCAGAAUAUAUAUGGUGACCUUGCAAUAGAUUUCAAAUACUAUGAGGAUUGCUCUGAUGAGUUCAGGGAGCAGGAGGGCACCCUUCUCCCUUUGUGGAAGUUCCAGUGUGACAAAGCCAAAAAACUGACUGUCACUGCCCUCUGCUGGAAUAAGAAAUACCAAGACCUGUUUGCCGCAGGAAUGGGCUCAUAUGAUUUCAGUAAACAGGGGCGUGGAGUGUUGGUCUUCUACACCUUGAAGAACUCUUCCUUCCCAGAGUACAUCUACCCCACAAAUUGUGGCAUCAUGUGCCUCGACAUCCAUGAGCAGGUAUCCUACCUGGUGGCAGUGGGCUUCUAUGAUGGGUGUGUGGCUGUCUACAACUUGAAGGAAGAUGGGCAGCAGCCUGUCUACCAGAGUACAGCAAAGACUGGCAAACACACUGACCCUGUCUGGCAGGUGCGCUGGCAGAAUGAUGACAUGGAUGGCAACCACAACUUCUACUCUGUGUCAUCUGAUGGCCGAGUAGUGUCUUGGACCCUAGUCAAGAAUGAGCUGGUGUCUACAGACAUUAUCAAACUGACAAUGGAGGGCGUGCCGCACCUCAGCACAGCUUCUGGAGCAUCAUUUGACUUCCAUAAGCAGAUCAACCAUCUCUUCCUAGUUGGCACUCAGGAGGGAAAAAUACACAAGUGCUUUAAGACCUACUCUAGCCAGUACCUUGAGACCUAUGAUGCUCACACCUUGGCAGUGGAUGCUGUCAAGUGGAACCACUUCCACCCCAAGGUCUUCAUCUCUUGCAGUUCCGACUGGACCGUCAAGAUCUGGGACCACACCAUCAACACUCCCAUGUUCACCUUUGAACUAUAUGCAGCAGUUGGAGAUGUAGCUUGGGCUCCAUACUCCUCCACUGUAUUUGCUGCUGUCACUGUGAAUGGCAAGGUUCACAUUUUUGACCUAAAUGUCAACAAGUAUGAAGCUAUCUGCCAGCAGCAAGUGGUAGCCAAGAAGACCAAGCUGACCCACAUUGAGUUCAACCUGGUCCAUCCUCUCAUCAUCGUAGGGGAUGACCAAGGCUACAUCACCAGUUUUAAGCUCUCCCCCAACCUCCGCAAACAACCCAAGAUGAAGAAGGGUGAGGAGCUGCCCAAAGGUCCAGAAGUGGAAAUAGCCAAGAUGGAGAAGCUACUGAGCCUGCUGAGGGAGCCAGAGGCAAGCGCAGUUUAAAAUGACCGCCAAGGCUACUCUCAUGAGCACAGUAAAGUGGUUCUUAAUCCUCACAUUCCCACUCAUAAAAGUUCCUUUCUUUGUUUGACGUUAGCAAGAGUAAUGAACAGCAAGUUGUAAGAUCAGUACAUGCAGUGGAUUUAACAACAACAACACAAUGGAUUGAUUUUGGAUAUAUUUAUUAAACGGUUUUCAUUCUA